Molecule: messenger RNA, 816 nt
Organism: Caenorhabditis briggsae
Lineage: Eukaryota; Metazoa; Nematoda; Chromadorea; Rhabditida; Rhabditidae
Biological process (GO): sodium ion transmembrane transport
Cellular component (GO): membrane
Molecular function (GO): ligand-gated sodium channel activity
Source: RefSeq, a predicted model, not a curated record
AUGAGACGAUCCGGAAGACAUGGAGGUCCAAAAUUCCAAAAAAAAAAUUUAAUUCAAAAAACAUUCGGAAUACAAGCCUUCAUGAAGACUCGUCAAGACGAAUAUGCUCCAUGGUACGACACAGCAGCGAUCAACGUUUUUAUUCAUAAUCGGGAUGAGUACGUCUUCUCAGAAUCCGUUCGGUAUAAUGCUGAACCCAAUGCCGAGUCAACUAUCAAUAUUUUUAUGACAAGGUACACACGACUUGGUGGACGAUACGGAAAAUGUGUGAAGAAAACUUCCGAGGUCAAAAAUUACUAUUAUCCGGGUGCCUAUACAACAGAUGGCUGCCUACGCACGUGCUACCAGGACCGUAUCCAGUCGGAAUGCAAUUGUAUGGAUCCCAGGUAUCCAAAAGCGCCAAACGCCACGUCUUGCCAGCUAUCGGAGAGAAGUUGUGUGACUGAUGCUUCUGAAGCCGCCGGAGAUCCGUCCACGUGGCCGACGUGUGUCUGUCCGUUGCCGUGCUCAAAUCAGGAGUACUCCGUUACCUGGAGCAAAGCGAAUUUUGUGAAUUUGCCUAUCUCCUGUGCUGUCUCAUCUGAUGUACCAGCUUGUCAGACCAGAUAUUUGGAUAAUUUAAUGAUAAAUGUCGUCCUACCACAGCUCGAUUUCAAAAUCUAUGCAGAGACUCCAGCGAUGGAUUUCAACAAGUUCCUUUCCCAACUUGGAGGCCAGUUGGGAGUACUGAUGGGCAUCAAUUUGGUCACUUUUAUUGAAGUUGCGUUCUUGUUUUUCGGCCUUUUUAUGGUCUGCUGUCGGAAAUAUGAUAAAUAA